Messenger RNA from Gopherus evgoodei (Goodes thornscrub tortoise), 3507 nucleotides. RefSeq names its product arginine vasopressin receptor 1A (gene AVPR1A). Gene Ontology annotation, cellular component: membrane. Gene Ontology annotation, molecular function: peptide binding; vasopressin receptor activity. Gene Ontology annotation, biological process: G protein-coupled receptor signaling pathway; positive regulation of vasoconstriction; regulation of systemic arterial blood pressure by vasopressin. The coding region runs from base 1 to 1311 and encodes 436 amino acids. NCBI's taxonomy places the organism in Eukaryota, Metazoa, Chordata, Testudines, Testudinidae. The record is from RefSeq and is a predicted model, not a curated record. The transcript has 2 exons.
AUGCGCUCGGCCGCCAGCCGCGGGCCCUCGUGGGCAGCGCCCCCGGGCGGGAACGGCAGCCAGUGGCGGCCGGCGGCGGGGAGCAGCCCCAGCCCGGCGCCGGGCUCCGACGCCCCCAACGCGAGCCGCGCGGCCGGCUGGGACCCGUACGGGCGGGACGAGGAGCUGGCCAAGCUGGAGAUCGCCGUGCUGGCGCUGACCUUCGCGGCGGCGCUGGUGGGCAACGGCCUCGUGCUGCUGGCGCUGCGCCGCACGGCCCGCAAGGCCUCCCGCAUGCACCUCUUCAUCCGCCACCUCAGCCUGGCCGACCUGGCCGUGGCCUUCUUCCAGGUGCUGCCGCAGCUGUGCUGGGACGUGACCUACCGCUUCCACGGGCCCGACGGGCUGUGCCGCGUGGUGAAGCACCUGCAGGUCUUCGGCAUGUUCGCCUCGGCCUACCUGCUGGUGGCCAUGACGGCCGACCGCUACGUGGCCGUGUGCCACCCGCUGCAGACCCUGCGCCAGCCCGCCCGCCGCGCGCACGCCAUGGUGGCGGCCGCCUGGGCGCUCAGCCUGCUGCUCAGCACGCCGCAGUACUUCAUCUUCUCCCUCAGCGAGGUGGAGCGCGGCUCGCAGGUCUACGACUGCUGGGCGCACUUCGUGCAGCCCUGGGGGGCCCGCGCCUACGUCACCUGGAUCACCGCCGGCAUCUUCGUGGCGCCCGUGCUGGUCCUGGCCACCUGCUACGGCUUCAUCUGCGGCCACCUCUGGCGGAACAUCCGCGGCAAGACCCGCCGGCGCGGGGAAGGGGGCGGCGGGGCCCGCCGCAAGCAGGGGGCGGCGGCAGCGGCUGUGCCCCCCGGCGGCGCCUUCCGCUGUGGGCUUCUGCCCACGCCGUGUGUCAGCAGCGUCGAGACCAUCUCCCGGGCCAAGAUCCGCACCGUCAAGAUGACCUUCGUGAUCGUCUCGGCGUACAUCGUCUGCUGGGCGCCCUUCUUCACCGUCCAGAUGUGGUCGGUCUGGGACCCGCAGUUCUCCUGGAUCGAUUCUGAAAACACUGUCAUUACAGUCACUGCUCUGUUGGCCAGUCUAAACAGUUGUUGCAAUCCCUGGAUCUACAUGUUCUUUAGCGGACACCUCCUGCAAGACUGUAUACAGAGCUUCCCUUGCUGUCAAAAAAUAAAACAAAAGCUGAAUAAAGAAGAUUCUGACAGCGUUAGCAAAAGACAGACUUCUUUUACCAAUAACAGAAGCCCAACAAACAGUUUGGACACGUGGAGGGAUUCACCCAGAUCAUUAAAGUCCAUCAAAUUCAUCCCCAUUCCAACCUGAGCCAGUUACACAGAAGAGACAGGUCUUCUUCAAGUGCAAUAACAGCACUUGUGAGUAUCACAGUGUGGCACUUUAAGCUUGUCAAGGCACUAGUCAUCAUGAAAUGUACCAUAUUUGCUAAAUAAACUAUUUUGCACUGCUGUAAAUUAUUUUAUGAAACAUAUUACUGACAUACAAAGCAGUGAAAUGUGGGCAGUUGCUCUGGAAAGAAUACUAAUGACCAUUAUUUUUCUAAAGUUAACUUUAUUCAUUUUUUGUUUAUAAAAUAAUGCUUUGUUUGCAUGGUUGUAAUUUUAAUUGAGAUACUUCUUCAAAACAACAGAAGACUGGUAGUACAGAUCCUCACCUAGUGUAAACUAGAGUAACUCCAUGGCUCUUUAGUACAAUGGCUAUAUUUUGCAUUGAUCCUCCAUUGAAGUUACUGGAAAAUCACAAGGUGUAAACCAGUUCAUAAUUUGGCCCUAAUCCACAGUGGGAAAUUGCUAGAAGAAAUUCCAGUCUUACUGGGCAGCGAACAUUCUGAAUAGCUUGGUUAACCAGGCACAUAAGAGUAACUGGAAAUUUAACUAUUCAUAUUGCUUUACCAUUCAGCGCCACCAUGAAAUGAAUUGAACCUGGCCAACAUUUCUCAUUGAGGGCCCAGUUGUGCAGUCUUUAUGCUGGCAAAUCUUCCAUUGAUGUCGGUGUCUAGGUAUGGACUUCACGACUGGAUUUUUGGGGCUUACUCCUGCUCCCACAGAUAUUGAUGGAUUUUUUUCAUUAGAUGCUGGAUCAAGCACCUGCCUUUUAAUUAAAAAGCAGAGACAGAGUGACAAAAACAUUACAAGUCAAAUCUGGUUUAAGCGUAGAAACUGCUCUUGUUUUGUUUACUUGGUAGGACAGCUAGGGCCCAAUCCUUGCAAUCCAUAAUUAGUCCUUACUUAUGCAAACAGUCCCACUGAGUUCAGUGGAAUGACACUAUUGCCUAGCGGCUUCAGGGUCAAGCAUUCCAAGAUGUGAAUUUCAGAGCUAAUCUUACAGGUGUUCUGAGAACAUGCAAGGAUUGCAGCUUUUUGGCAAACCUAAAUGAAUUGCUCACUGAAUGCAAAGAUGUGAAGGGGCAUUCAUGUGACUACAUAGACUUUAAGUGCAUCAUGGUUGCCAACUGAAGUGUGCUGACAUCUAACCAUAAUUCAUAAUCAUAACUACUCUUAAAAUGUGCCAGUAUCCCACUCCAGCUUAUGCUUUGCUGUGUGUUAUUCCUACAGAAUCUGAAUACUUUAGUAACACAUUGUCCUGAAAGCUUGGUUUUGAAGCUCCUUGAACAAUUUUUGCUGUUUGUUAGAAGUCCUCGGAAUCUCUUAAAAGGACAACAUUGAGGCUAGUGAGCCUAAAAUGAGACCUAUCAUUUUAGUUUGGUUUUGCAGGCACAGCUGUCACACUGGUCUACCUGUCAGCUCCAUUCUUUUGAGCACAUCAGGUAUGGAAGUUUUCAGUAAUUUUGCUGGUGAUAUGCAGGACUCCUAUUUGAAUUUCUAGCUUGCUCUUGAGAAUGAAGAGUCAAGCAGAGUGGAAGAGCUGUGGUAUAUUUAUAAAUAUACUUGCAUCACAUGCAUGCUUAUACCUAUGAUCAGAAACAAACUCCCUCCAUUUCUUGUUGGUAGGAUUUGGGAUUUAACACGAUUGGAACCCUAGUUAUUGCUUGGCUAGUUAAAUAUUGGGCAUGUCGACCCUAAAUAUGCUUUUCAUUCAGAGCAAUAUUGGGCCCAAUAUCCCUCUAAGAAUCCAAUGGGGAAAUAGUAGAAAAAAUUGGAACUACAUUCUAAUUAGGCUAUAUUCUGCCUCCAUCGUACUAAUAGAGCUUCCAUCCAUUUCAGUAAUAGUUUUGUGCAAAGAAUGAGGGCAGACUAUGUCCUGACAGAGAGAAGAGUGAUUUCAUGCAUUGCUAGCCCCAUAGAAAAUGAUAGCUAUUUCUUCAAGAACAAAAAUAUGGGGGGAAAAGCACAGAGCAUUAAAAUGGUACACUGUACUUUUUAUGGGGGUUUUUAUGUGCAUUUAUAACUCUAAAGGGCCAAAGUUUUAACACAAAUGUACAUAAAACAUAUAGAUAUGAGUAAAUGUAUGUGAACCUGUUGGUAAAAUUUAGUCCAUAUCUAUAGAUGUAUGUAUUGGGGGACCGUGUGUGUGUGUAAAAUGUUUAUAUACACGCAGUGUAUA